AUGGGGGACCCCCGCACGUCGUCGGUCCUCUUCCCUGUGGGCGAGGCUCUCGACACAAACCCCCAAACACACUUAGGCACGGUCAUUCCUCCGUCACCCUCUGACUUCUCCAGGGACAUAACUCCGCCCUCAAAUCCGCAGAGCGCCUUCUCCGGAGGGGCAUCGACCAGUUCAGCGGUGCAACUUCCUACGAAUUCCGCCGUCUACCUCUCUAAUCUCCACGAGGAAAAUACAGUGCGUCGUGCGGGACAGUCACACAGUCCGUCGAUGCCGACGUCUCCUCAGAGUCCUCUUACGUCACCUGCCCAGCAAACGUUCAAGCAAACGCAGCCUCCACCUACAGUUAGCGUUGGGAGUUACGUCUUGGAAAAUGUCUCAGCUUCUUCAGCGAAUUCCCGGCUUGUCAGCGCGACGCCUCUGCCAGGGCCGAAAGCCGGACAAACGGCGGAAAAGACACCUGUCUUGAAUCUUAAGCCGGAUAAGGAAGGCUGGCUAUUGAUUGAAGACCUGAGACUCAGCAGAAGCAGCUUCGAGGUCGUGUUGAAACAGGGAGAGCGCCUAGCUCUUCCCUUCGCUCUGACAGCUAACGAGAAAGUAAAGCUGUUCGUGAGGUCUACAACUAACUUCGAGAAAUCUGCCAGCGCCCUUGAACGGACUGCAGACUUGUUUUUCAUGCACGCUGUGGAGGAGAGGCAGUCUCAAGUGAAGCAGAGCCGACCUCAACAGCAGCCUCCUUCCAUUGUAGAUUGCGGACCUGCAGAUAUCUCGUGUCAGUCUUCAGCAAGUGUGUCGUCCAGAGUUUCGAGCACAUUUAAACCCACAGACAACGCUCCAGAGUGGGAUAGUCAGACGGUGGCCCCCCGCCAUUCGGAUCGUUUGCUUGCCGCUUCAGGCAAUCCGGCCCUGUUUUCAAGUCCAGGCCGGUCUCACUACAACACGAAUUCGGGCAGCGCUGCUGCAGCCGCUGGCGAGGACCGCCGUGGAGGUGUCAGACCCCGCCGGAGACCUGAGUUAGCCGCAAGGGUCAACGGCGUGCAGAGAGCAAUUUCAGAGUCGACAGAAGCGCGGCUGUCGUCUAGCGAGAGUGAACCGUUUGCCGCCCACACGAGAGAGCGCUACGCAGGAACAGCCAGUAUGCAGUCCCGCAGACAAAUGCCCGUGCCUGCUGGUUUUUCAUCAGGACAGUCGCACAUAUUGGGGAACAUGGGGGAUGCGCCGCUGAUCGCCGCCACAGUAAACACCGGAACUUUCAAUCCGCUGGCUGUUGAUUCACUUCCGGAAGAACCGUGGGCAGGGUGGGUCGAUUCUCUCCAGCUGCUUGCGGCAGAGACAAGGAACGUCGACUGGGUGAAUGCUCAGCGGAUGCUCCAAGCUGUUCGCCUUCAGGUGGGAGCGGCUCUCACCGGUGAUCUGGCGACUAGUGUCCGGGCUGAUGACCAGGACUCCAGCUCACAUUCCAGUGGGCGCGCCUCUGGGAGGCGUGGAGACGGUCGAGCAUUGGGAUUUCUAGGGAGAGAAACCAGCCACAGCCGCAGUGGGACGCAUACUUCUCCUGCCGCAGUUAUAUCACGGGGAGCGGAUGGAUUAACCUCACUGCCGUUUGGAAGGGUCGUGGUGCAGGAAAUAAACGAUGGAGAUGAGCCGUCAGAAGUCAGGGCUGACACCAACACGGAAGCGGGCGAAGGGGCGAUAUCGCCAAUGCAAAAACUCCACCAACUAGUGGCGGGGGCCUCCCCUUCACCCUCUGCUGACGUGCAAGACGACUGGACCGAUGCAUUGCCGUCCUCGGCUUCACAGCUGCAAAACGAGGUAGUCGAUCAACUACACGAACAAAGGGAUAACGCAGACCUGUUGUGGAUGGCAAUGCAUGGCGAUAGCAAGCCCCCCUCGACUGAGCGGUUAGAGACGACGAAAGCCGGCGUCAAGGCCUCGAACAAACCAAAGAGUAAGACCAUGAAGACUAAACCCCCGGUUCCCGACCGCAGUCCAUCCCCUGCGCGUCGGCAGAUGAUUGUCGUGGAUGUGGAGGCUCUUGGCAGCCCUGUAGAUAAGGAGACCGGACGGCCGCUCUUCUACAACGAUAGGAUUUUGGUCGGCUGGCGUUGUUCUGAGCGCGAGCUGCUGGCUCUCAAAGCCCUGGACCUGGAAGAAGAGGAGGCUGCUUUUGAAGAAAACGAAAGGUGGAGUCAUGUCUCCCCACUUUUCGGCGCAGACAGAAAGUCGCCGUCCUCUUCUUCGCGUCCAUCUCCAACGCUCGCUGAAGAUCCUAAAACGAUAAGAGCAGGAGAGCAACUGCAGAUCGGACUUCCGUGCGCCCAGUGGAGUCACGCGCAAUCCAUAGCGAACCAGACGGAUCAUGAAGCUCGACUGUGUGGCUAUGUACCACCCGAUAUGGGCAUCGACGUCCGUAGCCUUCGCGAAUCAACUAAUAUGACCUCGACCUACCCAAUACCACCAGGACCGGCAUCACCUCUCGACCUAUCGCAGAUAAAAGAACUUUGGUCGGCUUCCGGAAGGCGUGCCACCGACGAAGGAAUUGGAAUUGAUGGCUACACGCAGUCAGCACAGCGGCCAGUAUUUCCUGGAACUGAUCAAGCUAGCACUGAGCCACGAAUCUCAGCUGCAUACGUAGACGAAGAAAUUGGCGGAAUCGUUGGGGCACCUCUUCGUCGAACACAGGUAUUGGAGCGCAUGCUGAAAAGUUAUGCAAGCCCCGAAGUCGAGUCGGUGAAGACUCUCUUCCGGAGGCUACCUCAGAAACGGGAACUUCGAAAGAAUGCUGGAAAAGGCGAAAUAUGGAAAGGGGCUGGAAACCCACCGGGCGUCAAUGAGCAGUCUAACGUUGGUGCAACCAGAAAAAUUCACUCCAACCCAAAUCUCAGCACAAUUCCACCAGCUGGACGUGACGAGAGCCAGGCUCCAGAGGCGGGAACUGUACACGAUGGCUUUCCCAACGCCUCCGAAAGUCCUGAUGACGUCAAAAGCAAUCCUGGUCCUGCUGCUGGCGAUACUCGUGCGCCAAAAGCGAGUGCCCACGCGUACAAAACCGACGAUGAUUUCGAACUGGGACAUGAGAUAAAGAAAGACAGAAGCGGAAAAGCUGAAGGAGUGCAGGCGAACGCCUCCAUGAAAACUAGACUUUUGGACGACGACGAGCUGUGUGGAAUGGAUCUCAUCAAGCUGUCCCUCAAGCAUUAUCGUGCACGAUCUGAGAACAAAACGCAGGAUGCAAAACCAGACAACGACUUCGAGGAUGUGGAGGCACUGAAGUCUUUCAUGAAGGAGUUUACAUCUCAAGACUACGUCGGUGACAUUCUCUUCAUCGCUCCAGACGCUCCGAUCCACGCCCAGGCAAUAAGUGUCUUAUUCGGCAAUGACGAGAACUUCGACAGUGGCGAAACGCGAGAGUCGUCCUCCACUGCCGCGCAGAAUCCACAGCGAAGCGACACAGAGAGGCGACAAGCUCCACGAGCUGGUGUAGAGGACCCUGAACGGCCGUUCACCAGAAGUGAUGGUCUUAGUCCGAGUGGAGGUAACUUGGAGACCCCAGUGAAAAUGCCAGGAGAGGGAGCUGCCUCACCUCCUUCCAAGCUACCCGCGCGUGAUUUCCUGAAGAAACGAAGUACAGCGGCGGGCGGCGACAUACCCGUGUUGGAUGAUGAGGAAGAUCCGCUUCAGGAGCGAGAAACCGUGCACGAGGGACAACAUGCGCAAGGCGUCUCACAGCCAGGCCAGCAACGAAACGGGAGCAGGUCACUGCAGAGGACGUCACGAAGCUCAGGAAGGGGCGCGAUGGAGGGCGGCUACACGCCGUUCCCUAAUGACCCGUUAUUCACACUGCAAUGGGCACUCGGGUCGCCGCCCCAGGAUGCGCAUAUUAGCGCAGAGUUCUGCUUCCUCCGGGCUCGAGAAGAGCUGGAGGGUAAGCCGAGUGAAGCAGGGGGAAAAGACAGGGCAGAUCCACGCCAGCAAGUUCCUACCAGUUCUCAGCUGGCAAAGGUUAGACAGCUGUGUGAAGCUGCAGGCCAAACGGAACCGCGCCUCGGCAGAGAAAGGCUACGGUCAACGGCUCUUUCUGAGGAGGAUUCUGAUUAUUCCAACCGAAAUGAAGAAACCGGAAGAGUGGAGCACUUGCUGUUGUGGGAGGGAAGGACGUGGCAUACAACGAACGAUGCUGCCCUUUUGCCCUCGGAAAGCAGCAGCACAGGAGUUCUUGGCAUCGGAAACAAAGCGGAUGAUAUGCAGCUGCCGCUCGCUCCGCAGACAUCUGAGGGGAUCCACGGCCUCCAAGAGAGCGACGCCGAAAAACGUAGAGGAACUGGGGCAGGCGGCAGGUCAGCUGCUACAAACGGCAUCGACAUGGUUAAGGCAUGGCGACUUAACCUUCGUCCCGAUGAAGCCAAACAGAAGCCUGAAGUUCUCGUCGCCGUCAUCGACACGGGCGUUAACUACAUCCACUCUGAUCUUGCCAAUAGCAUUUGGGUCAACGAGCAGGAGCUGAACGGCGUGCCAGGGUUUGAUGAUGACCAGAACGGUUAUGUCGAUGACGUGUACGGCUGGAAUUUUCUUCAUAGCAACAACAAUCCCAUGGAUGACAACGGCCAUGGUUCCCAUGUCGCAGGAAUUAUAGGUGCUCAGAGGAACAAUAACCAAGGAGUGUCUGGCAUCAGCAGCCACGCUCGCAUAAUCGCUCUUAAGAUUCUUGAUAACAAAGGAGAAGGAGAUGUUUCGCAUGCGAUUCCGGCGAUCCGAUACGCUUUGGACAAUGGAGCGAAAGUCAUUACCAACUCUUGGGGUGGCAUCUCAGGCCCAGGAACUCAGAUUCUGGGAGUCCUGCUAAAGGAGGCAGUAGCUGACGCAAGCGGAAGCGUGUUCGUCAUUGCGGCAGGCAACGACGGAAUGGAUAUCACGAAAACUCCGUACUAUCCAGCAUCUUUCCUGAGGGACUGGACAAUCACUGUUGGCGCGCAUGCACGAGAUGGUGCGCUGCCGCAGUGGUCGAACUACGGUCACAACAGCGUUCACCUCACAGCUCCAGGAGAAAGCAUCACAAGCACGUGGAUGGGAAGCGGCUAUCGGCUGAGCAGCGGGACGUCGAUGGCCGCUCCGAUGGUCAGUGGGGUUGCUGCGGAAAUUCUUGCCUACAACCCAAUCCUGCAGCCCCAACAAGUCAUUGAUGUUCUUGUUCAAAGCGCUAUAAGCGACAGAAGACAUCAGAACAUCUCUUUGACCGGUGCGCGGCUCAACGCCUAUCGCGCGAUCGUUCUUAGUCAGCUGCAGUUCUUCUCCGUCUCUUCUACGGAGCUACACGUAGGAGGAACUACGGAUCCCGUUGGAGAAGUGGAAAUUACUUUUCAGGCCAGCGUGCUUCCGCCCGGUGUCUACGAGGGAAACGUCGAGCUCGUUUAUGCCAGACGCUUAGCCGGCGCUAAAAGCAUGGGUGUUCUCUCAGGUGUGCUCAAGCGCAGAGUCGUCCAGUUGGUUCAGAUAAGCUUACCAGUGCGGUUGACAAUUGCGUCAUGA
Molecule: messenger RNA, 5523 nt
Organism: Besnoitia besnoiti
Lineage: Eukaryota; Apicomplexa; Conoidasida; Eucoccidiorida; Sarcocystidae
Product: subtilisin SUB8
Exons: 4
Coding region: 1-5523 (1840 amino acids)
Biological process (GO): proteolysis
Molecular function (GO): serine-type endopeptidase activity
Source: RefSeq, a predicted model, not a curated record